Molecule: messenger RNA, 988 nt
Organism: Daucus carota subsp. sativus
Lineage: Eukaryota; Viridiplantae; Streptophyta; Magnoliopsida; Apiales; Apiaceae
Product: two-component response regulator ORR10
Exons: 4
Coding region: 269-892 (207 amino acids)
Biological process (GO): phosphorelay signal transduction system; cytokinin-activated signaling pathway
Source: RefSeq, a predicted model, not a curated record
UGUUAAAAACUAGCAUGAAAAAGGAAACUCUUUUGCUUGUUCUUUAAUCCAAAAAUCAACCCAAAAAGAUUUGGAGAGAUUGUGAUAUCAUAUCUGGUGGCAUCUUCAUUCUCACCUGUCAAUAUCUUUCUUCACACGAACCAUCCUCAAUGUCCCAUUGUCCCUUGCUAUAAACUCACAUGCACACCCCACAAAAAAUCAUCAUCAUCAUUUCUUCAAAUCUCUCUUAAAAAUAGUUUCUUGUUAUUUCCAUUUACACAUUUCUUGAAUGGAGUCUGUAGCUACUGAUAUUCAGUUCCAUGUGCUGGCUGUUGAUGAUAGCAUUCUUGAUAGGAAGUUGAUUGAAAGGCUUCUUAAGACAUCUUCUUAUCAUGUCACUGCUGUGGAUUCUGGAAUAAAAGCUCUAGAGUUUCUGGGAUUGCAGGGUGAUGAUGAGCAUUUGAAUAAAGAUUUGCCGCCUUUCACUUUGAACCACUACCAUCAAGUAGAGGUGAAUCUAAUUAUCACUGAUUAUUUCAUGCCUGGAAUGACUGGUUAUGAUCUUCUAAGAAAGAUCAAGGAAUCUACGUUACUGAAAGACAUACCAGUCGUGAUCAUGUCCUCGGAGAAUGAACCUUCAAGAAUUAACAGAUGCUUGGAACAAGGAGCAGAGGAGUUCUUCCUUAAGCCAGUUCAGUUGUCGGAUGUUAAUAAACUAAAACCCCAUCUAUUGAGGAACAAAAUCGAACAAGUGCAACUCAGUGAUCAUAAGAGAAAGAGCGAUGAAGUACGCGUUUCCCUCCAUAGAAGGACAAAAUAUGAGGCGCCUGAAUUGUUGUCUAAAGAUGAGCAACAGAUUUCAGGAUAUAAGGAUCGUGGCUUUUUUACUUCCUCUAUUAAUCAGUUUAACUAAAUAGAUUAGAUUCAGGACCAAAUGCCAGAAGUAGAAAGCAAUUUACAUUAGUUUUUCUGAAUUUCACUGCGUAAUGAACUUUGCGUUUUGUUUCUU